Merops nubicus (carmine bee-eater) is the source of this 1305-nucleotide messenger RNA. RefSeq names its product von Willebrand factor A domain containing 1 (gene VWA1). The record is from RefSeq and is a predicted model, not a curated record. Gene Ontology annotation, molecular function: protein binding. The annotation marks the transcript as partial. NCBI's taxonomy places the organism in Eukaryota, Metazoa, Chordata, Aves, Coraciiformes, Meropidae. The transcript has 5 exons.
AUGUGGGCCAGGACGGUGCUUUCUCUCGGGCUGUGGCUGCGGUUUGCUGCGGGACAGAACGUACCUGAGAGAGGUCCCCAGCCAUCUGUCUCCAGCUCAGAGGGGGAUCUCCUCUUCCUGCUGGACAGCUCUGCCAGCGUUUCCUACUAUGAGUUUUCCAGGGUCAAGGAAUUCAUGUGGGACCUUGUGCAACCUUUCACCUUCGGCCCCAGAGAUGUCCAGACCAGCAUCAUCCACAUCAGCACCACGCCCACCAUGGAGUUCCCCUUUGACCAGAACCUCUCUGGUGAGAGCCUGCACCAAGCCAUCCGGGGCACUCAGCAGCUCAUGGGUGACACCAACACGGGCAAAGCCCUCUCCUAUGCCAAGGAGAAGUUAUUCAGCAAUGAAGCUGGUGCCCGACCAAACGUGCCCAAGGUACUGGUCUGGGUGACAGAUGGUUUCUCCACUGAUGACAUCUCUGAACCCAUGCAGCUCCUGAAGGACAUGGGAGUAACAGUCUUCAUUGUCAGCACUGGGCGGGGGAAUUACCUGGAGCUCUCUGCUGCUGCCAGCCAGCCUCCUGAGAAGCACCUGCACUUUGUGGAUGUGGAUGACCUCCCCAUCAUCACCCAGGAGCUCCGAGAUGCUAUCCUAGAUGUUAUCCAGGCAAACCGGCUCCACGCAGUGGAUGUCACCUCCAGCAGCUUCCGCCUGACCUGGCCCCAACUCCUCACCCAAGACACCGACUACUACACCCUGGAGUAUGCCCCAAGAGAUGACCUAGCAAGGAAGAAGACAAAGCAAGUGUCUGGGGCUCACACCAGCCUGGUGCUGAGCAACCUUGCACCAGAAACGACCUACGAGGUGGCACUCAUCCCUGAAUCCAACGUCCUCUACUUCCCUCCCCAGACAACAAGGGUGACUACACUGCCAGAGGAAAUAAGCCCAGCUCAGGUUCUCAUCUCAGAGUCGGGGCCGUACAGCUUCCACGUGAGCUGGGCUCCUACUCUGGACAGUGUGACUGGCUACCAGGUCCUCUAUGGGCCACUCCCUGGCAACUCGGUGAAGCUCCUGGAGGUGGAUGGCAAGCACAACAGCACCCUGGUGGAGCACCUGGCACCCAACACCACCUACCUGGUGACAGUGACUGCAGUCUACAGGUCGGGGAAGGAGAAGUCCCUCUCUGCUAAGGCGUGCACUCAGGAAGAGGGCUCCAGAGUGCGGCGCCUGCGCUUCGAGGACGUGGGCCCCGGCGCCCUGAGGGCCUCCUGGGACGCCGCCGACGGGAAGGUCCUGGGCUACAGGGUGAGGUGCCGGCGGCAG